CGGCCCGCGUGACCUCCUCGUGGUCCGACCUGUGGUUUGGGCCAGCGGCUGGUGGGGCUCGGCGACUCCAUGGGCCUCAGUUUCUCCUCUGAUGACGUGAGCUUCGCUUCCAGAGACGAGGGCCCGCCUCGCUGGGCUGGGCGCACCCCCUGGGGCAGGACUGGCUCCAACCUGGGCCCCGCGCUGCGGCUUUCUCGGUGGCCGAGGCUAGGCCGUCCCCGGGGUGGCCAGGAGAGCACCGUAAACUCUUCAGCCUGCUCCGUGGCUGCGAUCUCAGAAAAAGCACCAGUUCUGUGAUGUGCAGCAGCAUAUACUGGGCAUCUGUGACCCUCUGAUGGGCUUUGGGAUCUUUUUCUGUAAGGAGUCCAGUAAAGGAGAAGUACAUCUGCAUGAUGAACACCUAAACAUGCCAAAAAGCAAAUGGAUUUCCACCUGACAAAUCCUCGGGAUCCAAGAAGCAGAAACAGUAUCAGCGGAUUCGAAAGGAGAAGCCUCAACAACACAACUUCACCCACCGCCUCCUGGCUGCAGCUCUGAAGAGCCACAGCGGGAACAUAUCUUGCAUGGACUUUAGCAGCAAUGGCAAAUACCUGGCCACCUGUGCAGAUGAUCGCACCAUCCGCAUCUGGAGCACCAAGGACUUUCUGCAGCGAGAGCACCGCAGCAUGAGAGCCAAUGUGGAGCUGGACCACGCCACCCUGGUGCGCUUCAGCCCUGACUGCAGAGCCUUCAUCGUCUGGCUGGCCAACGGGGACACCCUCCGUGUCUUCAAGAUGACCAAGCGGGAGGAUGGGGGCUAUACCUUCACAGCCACCCCAGAGGACUUCCCUAAAAAGCACAAGGCGCCUGUCAUCGACAUUGGCAUUGCUAACACAGGGAAGUUUAUCAUGACUGCCUCCAGUGACACCACUGUCCUCAUCUGGAGUCUGAAGGGUCAAGUGCUGUCUACCAUCAACACCAACCAGAUGAACAACACACAUGCUGCUGUAUCUCCCUGUGGCAGAUUUGUAGCCUCCUGUGGCUUCACCCCGGAUGUGAAGGUUUGGGAAGUCUGCUUUGGAAAGAAGGGGGAGUUCCAGGAGGUGGUACGAGCCUUCGAACUCAAGGGCCACUCCGCGGCUGUGCGCUCAUUUGCUUUCUCCAACGACUCGCGGAGGAUGGCUUCUGUCUCCAAGGAUGGUACAUGGAAACUGUGGGACACAGAUGUGGAAUACAAGAAGCAGCAGGACCCCUACUUGCUGAGGACAGGCCGCUUUGAAGAGGCGGCGGGCGCUGCACUGUGCCGCCUGGCCCUCUCCCCCGACGCCCAGGUCUUGGCCUUGGCCAGUGGCAGCAGUAUUCAUCUCUACAAUACCCGGCGGGGCGAGAAGGAGGAGUGCUUUGAGCGAGUCCAUGGUGAAUGUAUCACCGACUUGUCCUUUGACAUCACCGGCCGCUUUCUGGCAUCCUGUGGGGACCGGGCUGUGCGGCUCUUUCACAACACUCCUGGCCACCGGGCCAUGGUGGAGGAGAUGCAGGGCCACCUGAAGCGGGCCUCCAACGACAGUACCCGCCAGAGGCUGCAGCAGAAGCUGACCCAGGCCCAAGAGACCCUGAAGAGCCUGGGUGCCCUGAAGAAGUGACUCUGGGAGGGCCCGGCGCAGAGGAUUGAGGAGGAGGGAUCUGGCCUCCUCCCAGCGCUGCUGCCACCUUUCCUCCCAGGUGGAAGCCUUUCAGAAGGAGUCUCCUGGUUUUCUUACUGGUGGCCUUGCUUCUUCCCAUUGAAACUACUCUUGUCUACUUAGAUCUCUUCUUGCUGGUUGUGACUCCUCCCUGACUAGUGACCAAGGUGCUUUUCUUCCUCCCAGGCCCAAUGGGUAGAAUCUAUUCCCACCCGGUGCUGAGGAGAGUGGUAGAAAGAGGAGACAGAACGAUUUUUGGCCUUGUGGCAGCACAUCCUCACACCCAAAGAAGUCUGUAAAUGUUCCAGAACAACCUAGAGAACACCUGAGUACUAAGCAGCGAUUUUGCAAGGAUGGGAGACUGGGAUAGCUUCCUAUCACAGAACUGUGCUCCAUCAAAAAGAUACUAAGGGAUUUCUUUCUGGGCCUCAGUUCUGUUUGUAAGAUGGAGAAUAAUCCUCUCUGCGAUCUCCUUACAAAGAUGAUGUGAGGCUAAGAGAGUAUCAAGUCCCUAGGUCUGGAAGAAAAGUGGAAAAGAGUAGUACUAUUGUCCAGUGGCAUUAAAGUGGUAAAAGUGGGAACCAGUGUGCUUCGAAACCAAAUUAGAAACACAUUCCUUGGGAAGGCAAAGUUUGUUGGGACUUGAUCAUACAUUUUGUAUGGUUGGGAGUCCUCUCUUCGGGAGAUGAUAUCCUGUUUAAGGAGACCUCUUUUCAGUUCAUCAGAUAUUUGCGUGCCUACUCUGUGCCCAAAUAAAUACAUGCUGGAGAUUAAAUAUGAAUAAGACAUGGUUUCUGCCAUCAAAGAUGGCUGGUGGGAGAGAGAGAUACGCCCUUAUUAAGUGCUUUGUGUAGUUUAUUCAUAGCUACUGUUGUAUAUGUCAAGGAAAGAGAGGACCAGAGCAGGACAGAGGCAAUGGGUAUUGAAGUUGAAGGGAUACAUUCGAUAAGAGAUUGAGUAUUGAGAAGUUUAAAUUUGUGAAUUUGAAGGCUGCUUGGAUGUGGCAGAUAAGGGAAAUGAGGUAUCUGGGAAGACUUGAGUGUAGGCAAAAUUUAUUCAUCCCAAGUCAAACUCUUGGUCUCUCUGACGAAAACUACGACCUCCUUUGGUCGCCCCCGACCUCUCACCUCUCAAUGUUGGAACAAGCCACAAUCUUGGAGUUAUCCUUGAUGACUCCCCACUCAUUAUCCCCUCUGUCCCACCACCACUGCCGUCGUCCGUCCACCAAAACAUUCUUUUGGUUACACUCCAGGUGACAUCCUGAGGCUGUUGCUUCUCUCCGUCUUUUCUGUUACCAUCCUGGUCCUGGCCCCUGUCACCUAGUGGGCCAAUAUAAUAUGGCUUCCUAAUGGAUCUUCCUGCUUCCUCUGUUACCUCAUUACUUUUCUAUAUAGCAGAGUGAUCUUUUGAAAAUGUGAACCAGAUCACAUUAUUCCCUAGUUAAAACCCCCCAAGGCAUCACACUUGGAAUAAAAUCCAAAAGAAUUUUU
Piliocolobus tephrosceles (Ugandan red Colobus) is the source of this 3151-nucleotide messenger RNA. RefSeq names its product transducin beta like 2 (gene TBL2). Gene Ontology annotation, biological process: endoplasmic reticulum unfolded protein response. Gene Ontology annotation, molecular function: protein binding. The transcript has 7 exons. Gene Ontology annotation, cellular component: endoplasmic reticulum. The record is from RefSeq and is a predicted model, not a curated record. Bases 564 to 1622 code for a protein of 352 amino acids. Lineage: Eukaryota; Metazoa; Chordata; Mammalia; Primates; Cercopithecidae.